Messenger RNA from Clupea harengus (Atlantic herring), 4179 nucleotides. RefSeq names its product serine/threonine kinase 38b (gene stk38b). NCBI's taxonomy places the organism in Eukaryota, Metazoa, Chordata, Actinopteri, Clupeiformes, Clupeidae. The record is from RefSeq and is a predicted model, not a curated record. Gene Ontology annotation, biological process: protein phosphorylation. Gene Ontology annotation, molecular function: protein serine/threonine kinase activity; ATP binding.
GAUUUAGUCGGAAGGCUCUUUGAUGGGUGGGGAGGGCGUUUUCAGUCAUUCUGGUGGAUAUCGUCAUCACGAAAAAGGGAAGUUUAGCGAGGGUGAAUUUCUUAAAGGAGAUACCAAAUCCGUUAUGUAGUUGUGCGUGGCAUAUUAAAGUUAAUACAACAACUGUGUGGUCUUUCUAAGUACCCCGUAGCGUGGUAGUUUGCAGAGUUACACCGUUGCUGUGGGAAGUUGGCAGCAAAUCCGCUGUUUCGAGUAGCUAGUUGACAUUUUGCUUAGAACAAAGCACCAUACGGAGCCCUUCAUAUCGUUGCAAACCUUGACCGAAGUAACCAAUUAGAAAACCAUGGCAACGAGAGGUCACACUUCUGGAUCCUCAAUGAGUAACCACACAAAAGAGCGAGUGACCAUGGCCAAGGUGACCCUGGAGAACUUCUACAGUAACCUGAUUGCACAGCAUGAGGAGAGGGAAAUGAGGCAACAGAAGCUGGAGAAGGUCAUGGAUGAAGAGGGGCUGCCUGAAGAGGAGAAACGUAUGAGGCGGUCUGAACACGCUCGUAAGGAGACAGAGUUCUUGCGGCUCAAGAGGACUAGACUGGGCCUGGAUGAUUUUGAGUCCCUCAAAGUGAUUGGACGAGGGGCUUUUGGAGAGGUGCGCCUGGUUCAGAAGAAGGACACGGGUCACGUGUAUGCCAUGAAAAUCCUUCGCAAAGCAGACAUGCUGGAAAAGGAACAGGUUGGCCAUAUACGGGCCGAGAGGGACAUCCUGGUGCAGGCAGACAGUUUGUGGGUGGUCAAGAUGUUCUACAGCUUCCAGGACAAGCUGAACCUCUACCUGCUCAUGGAGUUUCUGCCAGGUGGUGACAUGAUGACACUGCUGAUGAAAAAGGACACCCUGACGGAGGAGGAGACUCAGUUCUACGUGGGGGAGACUGUGCUGGCCAUCGACUCCAUCCACCAGCUGGGUUUCAUCCACAGGGACAUCAAACCAGACAACCUGCUGCUCGACUCAAAGGGUCAUGUCAAGCUGUCAGACUUUGGACUGUGCACAGGACUCAAGAAGGCCCAUCGUACAGAAUUCUACCGGAAUCUCAACCACAGCAUCUCCAAUGACUUCACCUCUCAGAACAUGAACUCCAAGAGGAAGGCUGAGACCUGGAAGAGGAAUCGUCGGCAGCUGGCCUUCUCCACAGUGGGCACCCCAGACUACAUCGCUCCAGAGGUCUUCAUGCAGACCGGCUACAACAAGCUCUGUGACUGGUGGAGCCUCGGAGUCAUCAUGUACGAGAUGCUCAUUGGCUAUCCUCCGUUCUGCUCGGAGACACCGCAGGAGACCUACAAGAAGGUGAUGAACUGGAAGGAGACACUGGUGUUCCCGCCUGAGGUGCCCAUCUCUGAGAGGGCCAAGGCCCUCAUUCUCAGAUUCUGCUGUGAGUGGGAACAUCGCAUUGGUGCCCCUGGUGUCGAGGAGAUCAAAAGGAACCCUUUCUUUGAGGGUGUCGAUUAUGACCACAUCAGGGAGAGGCCAGCCGCCAUUCCUAUUGAAAUCAAGAGCAUUGAUGACACUUCUAACUUUGACGACUUUCCAGAGUCUGACAUUCUGCAGCCUGCAGCUCCAGUAGUUUCAAGCAACCACUCUGAGGCAGACUACAAGAACAAGGACUGGGUCUUCGUCAACUACACCUACAAGCGCUUCGAAGGCCUCACUGCCCGCGGCGCCAUCCCCUCAUACAUGAAGGGAGGGAAGAGAUAGAGGAGAAGCCCAUCCCUCCCUCUCCUUUUCUCUACGGACCAUUCCUGCCCUGGAUCUUUUUCUUCUCCGGUUAUCCGUCCUAUCCCUGAAUCCACCCAUGGCUUGACCAAACUCCCUCCUCUCUCUCCUCCUGUCAGCUUUGUGGAUUAUACUUGCUGAUGCCUUGACGAGUUGUGCUGUUGCUGAAGUGUGGGGAUGGAUGGAUUCUAUUGGUUCACUUGUGUCAGUGUUUCAGCACACAGACUCCACUCGCUCUGUCCACUUUCCUCGAAGCCUUAGGACCGGUGGGGAUGCAUGGAGAGCACAAUGAACAAUGGCUGGCACUGUCUGCCAUAACUGUUUAGCUUCUCUCCUCCAGAUUUUUUCAGAGAGCAGGGGUGGAGAGGGGAUAGGGUGGGGUGGGGUGGGUUGGGGUGUAAGAGUUUCCAUUUGCACUGUGUGUCCCAAAUGGCCUCCUUACAUUACUGCAUUUGUGUGAUUGCUUUAUCUCCGUGUGUGCCCUCACCUCCCUUAUUGCCACUAUGUGACUGACUUCUCAAAAGGGUGCGUAUGUGUGUGUGUGUGUGGAGGCUCUUGUUGUGAACUGGCUGCUGCACUGAACUGUACUCCACCCUGAAGAGGCUGGUUUCGUAGCCCCACCACAGGAAACCACAGACAGACCUGGCAGAGAACAAACUCCACUCAUAAUCCUCCAACUCUGUUGCUGCUGCUGUUUUUUUUUCUGGACUGAUGAGCUCAUCCAAGAUUGCCAAAAAUGGAAAGAACCACCCUCUUUUCCAGGAAUAGUUUGUAUAUGCCUUGUGGAGGCACGUAGUGCCAGACUGGUGAAUCAAGUAUGGCCUUAAGACGUUUUUUUGGUAAAUAGAGUACUAUCAUGAAGUGGAAGUAAUUGUUUUCUACUUGUGAAAUAUUUCCUUAAGCUGAGGCAAUGCAAAGUUUUGAUAAUUGCUGGAUUUUACCCAAAGAACAGUUAUUGCUGUAGUUUUAUAUUUUUUAUAAUAUCAUGCUGGUAGUUUGAUAGUUAAAGUGGUUGACAAUUCAUGGCUGAUGCAGCUCUUUUGAUAAAAAUAAUAUAUAUUUUUAAAUCAACUCCUUUUUUUUUCUUUUUUUUUUCUUACAUGCUUUUGAACUGUUGUGCUAUUAUGUCCUGUCUUGUAAAAGAGAGCCUCUUGCUUUACUUAUGCAGAAUUUAUAAGGGCCUCUGUUUAUUCUUCUUGAUGUGUUUUUGUCACUGAGAACUGUUGGACUCAUUUCAUGUAUUUUUUUAAAACAUGGGAGUGAAACAGCAUAGCUGUUUUGUGAAGUUCAUGAACACUAUUCAGGACAAAACAUCAGGGAAAUAUGGAAAACAUGUUUAAGGGGAUUCAUAUAUUCUCAAGCUAGUUCUGUGUUGUAUUCUGUAUCUUUUAAGUUUUAACUUCAUCCUGUUUUUUUAAAAGGCACUUUCAACAUUUUUUGUAGCUGGUGUAUUUAUGAAUAUUAUAUAUUAUCAGUGCUUUGUGUAUCUCUUUUGCUUAUUACAUGGACAGCUGAAUGGUAUUGGAUCAUGUGGUCCAUAAGGAUGUCAUCUUUUCUCAUAACUAUUGCUUUCAGUUAUUCACUGCCUCUCUUUUGCCCUCACAAGAGCACCACUAGGUGGAGCGGUACUUGUCACAGAAAACAGGUACAGUAGACUUUCUGUGAUCAUCUUUGUGACCCACCCUUUGGUACUUUGUUUCACAUCAACGUUUUAAAGUUUCAUUGGGUUUGUUUUUGACCCCUGUAUGAGCAGAGUCAUUUCACAGAAUGAUGUACAUUUUGUGUUGAUGUUAUUUCCUAGGUUCUAAAGUUAAAAGCACUUCAGAUGAAAGUGAUGACACUGUGUAUCUGUAUUGUAUUUAGGCACACUGUAUUUAUAUUUUGAGAUGUGGCAUAUUAUCACCAGUGUUCCUCUUUCAACUUGUAAUUUCAUCUGUGUUAUUUGAGUGGGAGAUGUGUGACAUUUAUGUGACCUUUUCAGUGAAGGUCAUGAGUUCAAGGGCCCUACCUGACUCCUAGCCAACAGGACCUCAGUCCACAGCUACUGCUCAUAGGAACUGUAAUUAUUUUGUUAUAUCUGUUGCCAUCCGAGUGAAGCUAAAACAUCACUAAAGCAUUCCGAAUGUGUGCGUGUGUGUGUAUGCGAGAGUGAUUUGGAUUGACCUGAGGCCUGUAGUUGAAAUCGUUUGAUACUUUUAUCCUUGUGUGAGUGCACAAGUUUUAGACCAAAAGCAUCUUGACAGUGUUUUGCUGGAUUGAGUUUGCAUGCUUCAUGAGUGGUCGGGUAGGUUUCAAAGUGUAAACCUAAGUAUUUAUGUCUGUUCAUUUCUAAGCCUUUGAUAACAUCUGGAUAGAUCCAUUCCAGCUUGAGCAAUACGCAUUACAGAGUUCAAUAAACAUAUUUUUCACCA